AAUCCUACUCAAGUGGGAACUGCUCUUCAGGUUUUCCAUAACCUUGGGACUUUGAAGGAUACCAUUGCUAACGUAGUGGAUGGAUACUGCACAGUCCUGGAGGAGAACAUAAAGAAUGCUUUGGAUAUCCAAGUGUUGAGCCAACCAUCUCAGACUGCUACCAGAGGUGGCCCUGGUAGAGCUGCUAUGCCAACCCCUGGGAACACAGCAGCUUUUCGAGCAGCUCUCUGGACCAACAUGGAGAAACUCAUGGAUCAGAUCUGUGCUGCUUGUGGACAGGUGCAGCAUUUGCAGAAAGUGUUGGCAAAGAAGAGAGAUCCCGUGUCACAUGUCUGCUUCAUCGAGGAGAUAGUUAAGGAUGGCCAGGCUGAUAUUUUGUACAAAUUUUGGACUGCAGUAACUCAGACACUUUCCUCUCAGUUUCAGUCAGCAACAGACUCCUCUGUGUUUUUGAAACAAGCGUUUGAAGGAGAAUACCCAAAGUUACUGAGGCUUUACAAUGACUUGUGGAAACGUCUGCAACAAUAUAGCCAAAAUAUUCAGAGGAGUUUUAACACAAGUGGAACCACCGAUCUCUUUGCUGAGCUACAACAAAUGGAGGAAGAUGCACAGGACAUAUUCAUGCAAAAAAAUGAAGAUUAUGAUCCAGAAAAGGCCUUGAAAGAUUCACUGCAACAAUAUGAAGCUGCUUAUUUGUCAAAAUCCUUGUCUCGACUCUUUGACCCCAUCAAUCUUGUCUUCCCUCCUGGAGGUCGGAAUCCUCCUUCUUCUGACGAGCUUGACAGCAUCAUUAAAACCAUAGCCAGUGAGCUAAAUGUGGCUGCUGUUGAUCCAGACCUGAGUUUGGCCGUGGCAAAAAAUGUGGCAAAGACCAUUCAGCUUUAUGGUGUAAAGUCUGAGCAGCUUCUGUCUACUCAAGGAGAUGCCAGCCAGGUGAUUGGGCCACUCACAGAGGGACAGAGGAGGAAUGUGGCUGUAGUUAAUUCACUCUACAAACUGCACCAGUCAGUUCUGAAGGUCAUUACCAAUCAGAGUUCAUUUCCAGCAGCUGCUGAGCAAACUAUCACAACUGCCUUAAAGGCAGUCCAUGAUCUAAUGGGUAGUGCUGUUCAGCCGUUACUGAACUCUGUGGGAGAUUCAGUGGAAGCUAUUAUCAUCACUAUGCACCAGGAAGAUUUCUCUGGAUCAUUAUCCAGCUCAGGAAAACCAGAUGUCCCUUGUUCUCUCUACAUGAAAGAACUGCAGGGUUUUAUAGCAAGAGUCAUGAGCGACUACUUCAGACACUUUGAGUGUUUUGACUUUGUCUUUGAUAACACUGAAGCCAUGGCUCAAAGAGCAAUUGAACUUUUCCUUCGCAAUGCCAGUCUAAUAAGGCCCCUCGGCGAGGGUGGGAAGAUGCGACUCGCGGCCGAUUUUGCACAGAUGGAGUUGGCAGUAGCACCACUGUGUCGGAGAGUCUCUGACCUGGGGAGAUCCUACAGACAGCUCAGGUCGUUCAGACCACUGCUGUUCCAGACCAGUGAGCACAUUGCCAGUAGCCCAGCCCUGGGAGAAGUUAUUCCAUUCAGCAUUAUUCUUCAGUUCUUGUUUACAAGAGCACCACCAGAGCUAAAAUCACCCUUCCAGAGGGCUGAGUGGUCCAUCGCCCGCUACUCGCAGUGGCUUGAUGAUCACCCAUCAGAAAAGGACAGACUCGCUCUCAUACGUGGUGCCCUGGAAGCUUAUGUUCAGUCAGUCAGAACAAGAGACGAGAAGGAGUUUGCCCCAGUCUAUCCCAUCAUGGUUCAGCUGCUGCAGAAAGCCAUGUCAACCCUCCAGUGA
Acanthisitta chloris (rifleman) is the source of this 1821-nucleotide messenger RNA. RefSeq names its product component of oligomeric golgi complex 5 (gene COG5). The annotation marks the transcript as partial. The record is from RefSeq and is a predicted model, not a curated record. Lineage: Eukaryota; Metazoa; Chordata; Aves; Passeriformes; Acanthisittidae. Gene Ontology annotation, cellular component: COG complex. Gene Ontology annotation, biological process: intra-Golgi vesicle-mediated transport. The transcript is spliced from 15 exons.